CAGAGUAGUCCGUGCAGAAUUUAUCUUGGCAGGCUGACAGGUCGCAUUGAGCGUAGUUCAGCUGCCGUAGAAGUAAACCAGAAAGUGACUCGAAAUAAUUGAACAAAAUUCCAUCCAGUGACAUGUCCGAACUGCAAGCAUCGCUACUGCUCAAUCGCCAGCUUUCCGAGCUGCAGCGCAAUCCCGUCGAGGGCUUUUCCGCUGGCCUAAUCAGUGACUCAGAUAUCUUUAAGUGGGAAGUGGUGAUCAUUGGCCCGCCAGAUACUCUUUACGAGGGCGGUUGUUUCAAGGCCCAUUUGAACUUCCCCAAGGAAUACCCAUUACGUCCGCCGCGCAUGAAAUUCGUCACCGAGAUUUGGCAUCCGAAUAUCGACAAGGCCGGUGACGUUUGCAUCUCGAUCCUUCACGAGCCCGGUGAUGAUAAAUGGGGCUAUGAGAAGGCCGAGGAGCGCUGGCUACCAGUACACACCGUUGAAACAAUCCUCCUUUCGGUGAUCUCUAUGCUCACAGAUCCCAAUGAUGAGUCCGCUGCCAAUGUGGACGCAGCCAAGGAGUAUCGUGAGAACUAUGCAGAAUUCAAACGCAAGGUCACUCGAUGCGUUCGCCGGAGUCAGGAGGAGGUAUAAGUGCACGGGAAUGUACUAGACUGGGCAGUGACAAUGAUCCGGAUCGGUCUAUACAUGCUAAUCACGUAAAUAAAGAGUGAAACUAGUUUUUUGAA
Messenger RNA from Drosophila eugracilis, 721 nucleotides. It is a transcript of the gene Ubc87F, whose product is annotated as ubiquitin-conjugating enzyme E2 G1. Gene Ontology annotation, biological process: protein polyubiquitination; proteasome-mediated ubiquitin-dependent protein catabolic process. NCBI's taxonomy places the organism in Eukaryota, Metazoa, Arthropoda, Insecta, Diptera, Drosophilidae. The transcript has 2 exons. The record is from RefSeq and is a predicted model, not a curated record. The coding region runs from base 123 to 626 and encodes 167 amino acids. Gene Ontology annotation, molecular function: ubiquitin conjugating enzyme activity.